GCCUGUCAUAGGUGUUGGUAACAUCAGAUUUAUCAGUAAUUUCUCUGUGCAGACAGAUCUUUCUGAAGCUUCUGCAUAUUUCUGAAGAUUUAUUAAUUUCAGCCUAGUUGUGUUUUUUCUGUCUUUUAGUGAUAUGUGCUACUUUUAUUUUUCCAAUUAUAUGAGAAAGAAACCAUUUCUUCCAGACAAUGAAAUAAGGAGAAAGAAAAGUUAUUUCAGUCCAUCUCACCUUUACUAACCAAAAUGAAUAUAAAUGAACCUAAAUUGUUUUAGUCCAUGUCAAUCUGAAAUAUAAUAUUUAAUUUUGAAGUCCUUGUAAAAAAAAAAUAAAGAGAAACUAUGAGGGCAGAAUUCUUUCAUUUCAGAGACCAGUAGUUUAGGUGCCUCCCAGGAGGGUGGAAAAGCUGAUUUCACUUUGUGCUUCUGACUGGAGAACCAGAUCCAGUGGCUCCAUGGGAACUCUUUAAGCACUGAGCUCUGGUAGCUCUGCAGUGAAUGCUCUUGCUGCUGCUGUCACUGCUGUUGUCCUCCAGUGGACAUGACCUCUCUGCUGUUUGCACUUCUCAAACUGAAGCUGUCACCCUUCUGUCAAGUUCUCCACCUGGUGAUCUCAAUUUCCUAGGGUUUUUUCAGGGAGCUGUUUUUCCUUUGAUUCAUUUUUAAGUUGUGGUCUCUUGGCUUCUGAUUUCUGUUUAUUCAGUCAUUGUCAUUGUCUCCCAUCCCCCUCCCCACCCCCAUCCCCUGCCAAUAAAACCCCCCAAGCAUCUGAGUUCUCAAACAGACCAUAGUAUGGAAGGUUUUGACAUUGAUAAGAAAAUGUUUCUAAGCCAGUGGGCCAGGGAUUCCUCAGGAGCCAGAGAGAUUUUCUGAGAUAAUUUUAUAUAUUUAAUAUAUUUUUCAAGAUAAUUUCUAAAUAACAUCAAUUCAACCUUUUCAAAGGAAUUUACUUGAACCUAGAGAAAAAUACUUAGGACAAUUUAGGCUGACAUGAAUGGAAAAUCUAAUAAUAGGGACAUAAAACAGGACAUGGCCACAAAUUUGGACAAAUAAAAAUAGGACAAUCUUUUCUUAGCAUUUUCAGCAGUACAGAGACCAUUAGCAGAAUAAGAGCACUGUAAUGCCCUAAUAACAGAUACAGUGGUGCAAAGAGCUUUCCGGUGAGAAGCUUCAUGUUUAAUGUUGCAAUAGCAUAUUCCUCUUCUUUUUUCUUUCCAGUUCUCUCUGCUAAGCUUUCAUGUGCAUUAAUCCAUUUUUUUUUCUCUUAAAUUUAGGGAGAAUAACUAUUUCUGAUUAAUAGGCCAGAAAAAGCAAUGAAAAAUAAAAAAAAUCAAGUCCUUUUUUAUUGUUAUGAGAAGGUUCCCUUGAAAGAGUCUCCUCCAGUUGUACUGCAUGAACUCACUGAGUAAACUUAACAUGAGAAUGCGACAGGGCAUGUGACAGAUUUCAGGAUGAGAACAUCCUCCCAGUCCUACUGCCAGCAGGGAAGUGUCAGGACUUUAGGAAAUAACAUGAAACAUUGUAUCUUGAACACAUGUAGCUUGACUAGCACUUUUAAAAUCACACUGGUAUUUUAAAAUAAAUACACCAUCUUUGUUGUGCUUCAGGAAUGUUAUUCUCCAGUCAGGUACUCCUGCUAAAACCACAGUGCUGCUUCCCUCUCCCCACCCCUCCAAUUGGAGGCACAAAGGCAAGGGGUUGAAAUAAGAACAAUUUACUGGAAACAGCAAUGAGAUAAGAAAACCAAGAGUAAGAGCAACAAUAUUAACAACAGAGGUGUACAAAAGAGGCAGUGAUUCACCUGCAAAAAUGCUCACCAUGGACCCCUUGACAAAUAAACAAUGCUGGAGGGAUUCUCCCUGCCAUGAUUACUUCAUUGGAAGGAAAGAGAGUUCCCAUCUCCUGCCCCUAGCAAUGACCCGAGCUGGUAUUGAAUAGUAUCAGGGUCCUGGCCAUGUACCCUCCCAGCUACUGCAAAAAAUUAACCUGUCCUGGCUGAAACCAGGACAGUCUUUAGUGAUGAUUACUACUAUCAGCAACUCUGUGCCUGACAGGGAGAUAAUAUUCGAGUUGAAGCUGCAUUUCUUGUUUGUGGUGGAAAAUCAAGACUUCAAACUUGCACACAAAAAGUGAAGGGCACUGUGGGGUAUUGUGACUGUAAGAAAAAGAAGAAACUGCUCAUAAAUUACACAUGGACUUGACAUCCUUUUGAAUUGUGGAAAAGCUCUUUAAAAAUAUUUAUUAAACACAAGUUUAAAAGUAGGUGCUUCCUCCAGGAUGCACAAUAUGGAGGAGCAGUCAGGCAGUGGGGUGUGGAGGCAAAGAGGCUGAGGGGUAGCCUUUCUCUCCCAUCAUGUCUGAAUUCUGUAGCAUAUCCCUCUGCUGUCCUCAACUCUCUCUUGAACAGAUUUAUGAAAAAAACCCCUUCUCUUACACGAUUGUAAACUUACAAUUCAUUCUGGUUUUGAUAUUCAGUGCUACAUUCUCCCAGUAUGUAAAACCACAAAAAACCCAGUCUUUGCCUUUGAGAAAUUGUACUUUAGGCAUAAGACAGUCUUGAAGAAAUGAGUGCAGAAACAAAAGAGGGGAGAGAGAAAUUUAGGAAGAUCAUUUUGAUUUUCAGACCAUUAGAUUUUGUUUAAAGUUUUGGCCAUGGGUAGGAUUCAUCUCAGUGGAGUUUAGUUGCUUAAAAUACAGCAAUAAAAUACAUCUGUCCUUAACUAAGGAGCUGAGCUUCCCAUAACCAAAAUAAAACAGCAGAUACGUCCAAAAGGGGAUUUAUCUCUUUAAGGUGUCUAAAGGAGGUGGUGGCAUUAACUCUGUAGGGUUCCCUGUCUUUCUCCAUUGACAUGAAGGAAGCCCAAGUGAUUUGUUUAGAUUAAAUACUUACCUUUUUUUUUUCUUACUUUCACACAGUAAGAAUAAUCCUAGACUCAAAUAAUUUUAUUUCUUAUUGAAAAUUUAAAGUGGUGGCUCUACUCCUGCCUCUUCCCUCACUGCUGAUUGAUGUCUGUGAAGGGAAUAUAUGCUGCAAUGCUAGAAAUUCCCAUCCUUUGUGUGUACUGAGGAUAUGCCUUGGGCCUAAGCAAUGACAGCCCUUGGACCUGUGAUGACUUGAAAAAUCACACACCAGUGCUAUCUACCCUGCAGCCAGCAUGGGACGAGUGAUGCAUUAUAAAUCCAGAUCCUUUACCAGUGCAGAGAUUAAAGAAGCAAGAAAGAAGUUUCUUAAUCCCUGCCUCAAGCAGUUUAAAACAUCCUUCUUGCUUGGGGUCCUACAUAAAUCUGAACACAAGACUGGUUAUACUCUGCAAAUAAAUCUUCCUUGAUAUUUACUUCUCACAUAACUUUUCUGUAACAAAUUCUGAAUUCCCCACAAAAUAUGCUAAUAAAAUGUCAACUAUUUUAUAAAUUAGUAGCAUCAUAGUAAUAAUACUUUCUUCACUUAUAUGUGUCUCUUUCAGGCAACAUUUGACAUACAGUUUGCACAUAAAAGGUAAAACUAAUAUCUUAAUAUAUCAUUUAGUCUUUUUCCUAAUACCAAAACCCCUAAGUAUAAACAAUCUACAAUAAUUAAUCAUGCAUAAGUGCAAACCAAAUGCAGAUUAAAUUGGCCUGAAAAAAAGUCACAAGUAAUUUCCACAUGCAUUUCAGGAAAAUAAUUUCAAAAAAUUUAAGUAUAAGAAUUAUAUCUGCUAGAGUUAACAAUCAUAAGAAUUGCAGAGGACGCUGGUACUGAGCACUGCAGUAGGAUGAGAGAACACGUCUUUUUUUUCCAAAGGAAUAGGAACAACCAAAAGAAAAGGCAGUGAUUAAUUUGUAAAACAUAUUUUGCUCACAUAGAAAGCCUUCUGUUUAAGGAUGUGUGAUGAUACUUGACAGACUAUCAUGAAUUAAGCCUUACAAAUAGUCAGAGGGUAAAAUAUGUCAUCUCUAAAAUUGUGUAUCAAGGUAACCUGACAUUGUGUAAACUGUAAUCACAGUCACACAUUUCAACAAAGACACCAGAAAACAGUGGCCAGCUCUGUGCUUGAGCUGUUGAACACCAUUUCAUGGCUGCUCCAUCACUGUUUUGCCCAUGACCAUGCUGUACCCCACACAUCAAUCCCUGGUCUGUGCUUGCUGCUGGGGACAGCCAAACUUGUGCUGAAAUGCCAAGACAAUACUCAAGUUGCCCUGUUGUCUUCAGUUUUAGAUUGAGAAAAAGCUAGCGCUCACACUGAUGAUCCAGAGUUUGAACUGUUUCAGAUUUGGCUCAAUAUAUUUACAGAAGUGCAAUCACAGCUGUCUGGCAGGCAUGUUUACAGUCACCUCAGAACCCCAAACAGCCCUCCAGACCAUUCACACUCCUGCUGUGAGGAGUUAUCCUUUUUAGCCCAUGCUCAGAUAAUCCAGAGCCACAAGACUUCUGAUGUUAACUAGCUAUAAAGACUUUGAUGUUUGGUUUCAAGACCAACUGAACAGAUGUUUAAUUAAACAACAGACAAAGUGUUCUUUGCCAGCGUUUUAAGAAUCUCAGCCUUCUGUUUUCAGUUGCAUGAACUUUUUCUGCCAUGAACUUAACCUGUCACAAUUGUCUUUCAAUGAAUAUAUUUGCUGAUGCCAGAAGCAGAAAGAGUUCACAAAUCAAGCUUUUGACAGGUAGCAGGCUGGGUCUCAUUCUCAUCUACACCUUGGUGCCUCGGGGGACGUGCUGUCUUCUCCAGCUGAAGUGCACAGGUAUGCCUUUUCUUGCUUCCCUCACUCAGCUCUGUUCAUUCCCAGCUGCGACACUUGGCUGCCUGGAACCCAGGUAAGACUUCUUCAGUAUUUAAUUUUCCUGUUAAGAAUGGAACCAAAGUAUGUUGGGGUUUUUCUGGUCCUUGUUUCUCUGUUUAAGAAAGUCAGGUUUAGAGAAUAUCACUGGUAUUACAUGUCACAGUGUUAGGGUAGGAAUUGUAUGUGUACCUGCCAAGAUCACUCACCAUGGGCACCUGUAUUUCACUACAGUGCUGCCACAGUGAUUGCAUCUUAAAUCAUCUCUGAGUCUGUCCAUUUUUCUGACAGAGUAUAAAAUUUAAAGUCCAACACAGGAGGAAAAUAUUUGCUCAACUUUGCCUCGGACAGUGGAUCUGUGGCCAGAUCUCUCUGUAGCCAGGGAGCGAGGCACAGCUGCAUGGAUUCUCACCAGCAUCACCUCCCUGUCACAUGCCAGGCUCUCUGUGGUUGUGGCAGGUGAGAGUAGCUGUAGCAGCAUGAAAGCCUGGUGACUCUUGCUAGCUUUCCCUGCUGAAGUAUUCAUCUAAGUACAGCUGUUGCGCCAUGUGCUGUAUAGAGCUGUGUGCACCAAGCCCACAUGGAGCCUGUAACAUCUGAAGUGCUUUUGUUUAUGUUCCCACUACUCUGGGGGUGUAUUUCAUUUAAGCUCACUCAGUACAGUGAUGGCUGUGUGAAGGUGAGGAACAAGAACACAGCUGGGAAGUGGUGCUUGGGGCAUGCUCAUACAGGGAUGCCCCAGCAGCUGGAACUGUUUCAGGGCACACCAGCCCCGGUGGAGAAGGAGAUGAAAGAUGCAAAGACAGGGGCAGGUUUGGUUUGGGAGUUCUACUUGGUGGCAGGAUGCUGGAUUGUCUUUUAUACCCAUGGCUGCAUUUUGUUUUUCCAACACAAGUUUUGUGUUGGCAAGUUUCACUUUCCUUCAGGUAAAUAGGAAGAGGAAGGAUGCCACAAUGCCAUAAUCAACCUCUCUUGGACUCAUACUGAGGCUCUCCUGUAUAAGUUUUUUGCACUGAUGCUGAUAUUACCUGGUUUUCUUCACUACACCUUAAGAUGCACUUAAUGUCAUGUCUUUGACAAAAUUUAUAGCACCUGACAUCAGGCAUUUCUCAGAGGCAUCUUCAUUAGGAUUCUGACUAUGUUUUAAGUUAAUGAAAUCAAACAAGAACCUCCAGAAAAAGAGCUAGAUCUCUGCAAACAGCCCUGCUGAAUAUACUUAGAAUUGAGCUGCUUUUAUUUGAAUACUACAAUAUUUAUCUGAUAGCAUUCUGGUUAUAUUUUACACUAAGUGUGAGUAUGUUUUCACAGUCUACUCUGAAAGCCCUUGUGAAGUGCUCCUCUGCUUUCAUGCCAGUUUCAGUGCCAAAUCAUCAUGGGAUUUUUUUUUCUACAACUAAACCAAAGCCAGGGUUUCCUUUUAGUCUUUAUAUUUUUAUUACAUCUCUGUCCCUUUACUAAAGGCUGGUUCUGGGUACACCUGUGUGCCCUAAUGAGAGGGAGCACCAAGUGAUGGACUAGUUUUUCUCUUGCAGCAGUACCAGUCACAGUUUGAUGGGGAGGCAUGAAGCUGGGGCUGGCCAUCCUGUUACACCUCAUGCUGAUAACACCCCAGCAUGCACAGCAUGACUGUGAUGCUGGGUCCUGCCACCCAGCCCUUGGGGACCUUCUCCAGGGCCGCAGCAAGCAACUGACAGCCUCAUCAACCUGUGGGAUGAACAGCCCUCAGAAGUACUGCAUUAUAGGCUACCUAGAGGCUGAAGAGAAGUGCUUUCUCUGUGAUUCCAGAUACCCAUAUAAUCCCUAUACCCAGCAUAACAGCCACAUGGUCGAAAAUGUUAUCACAACGUUUGAGCCUGAAAGGAAAAAGAAAUGGUGGCAGUCAGAAAAUGGCAUUGACCACGUCAGCAUUAGAUUGGACCUAGAAACUUUAUUCCAGUUCAGCCAUCUUAUCCUGACCUUUAAGACAUUUCGGCCUGCAGCAAUGCUGGUUGAGCGCUCUGCUGAUUUUGGUCAGACCUGGAAAGUGUUCAGAUAUUUUGCACAUGAUUGUGCUGCUUCUUUUCCCAACAUCUCUUCUGGUCCAGCAAAAAGUGUUGGAGAUGUUGUUUGUGAUUCAAGAUAUUCAGACAUCGAGCCCUCCACUGAAGGCGAGGUUGUUUUAAAAGCUUUGGAUCCCAACUUUGAAAUAGAAAAUCCACAUGUGCCUUAUAUCCAAGAUCUCAUUACAUUGACAAACCUAAGGAUCAAUUUUACUAAACUGCACACCCUUGGAGAUGCUCUGCUUGGGAGGAGGCACAGUGAUCCCCUUGAGAAGUACUACUAUGCCAUCUAUGAGAUGGUUGUGCGGGGCAGCUGCUUUUGCAAUGGCCAUGCCAGCGAGUGCGAUUCCAUGCAGAACUUACGGGGAGAUGUUUUCCAUCAGUCUGGGAUGGUCCAUGGGAGAUGUAUCUGCCACCAUAACACUGAAGGUUUAUCUUGUGAAAGAUGUAAAGAUUUCUACAAUGAUGCUCCAUGGAGGCCAGCUGAAGGGACACAAGAUAAUGCUUGCAAACGUUGUAACUGCAACAGCCACUCCAGCAGAUGCCACUUUGACAUGGCUGUGUACCAGGCCAGUGGUGGGGUCAGUGGUGGCGUUUGUGAGGACUGUCAGGACAACACCACCGGCCAACACUGCGACAAGUGCAAACGUUCCUUUUACCAGGAUCCGCUCAAAGUCAUCUCAGAUCCUCAGGCAUGCCUCCCAUGCAACUGUGACCCAGAGGGUACCUUGCACGAAGGCGUGUGUGAGAGCCACACGGAUCCCAUGCUGGGGACGGUCGCGGGCCGGUGUCCUUGCAAGGAGAACGUGGAGGGCGCUCGCUGCGACAAGUGCAGGGCAAACUACUACGGGCUGAGCAGCAGCGAUCCCCUGGGCUGCCAGCCCUGCAACUGCAAUCCCUUGGGCAGUUUGCCCUUCUCCGUCUGUGAUCCUGCCACGGGAGAGUGCCUCUGCCAGAGGUUCACCACAGGGCAACGCUGUGAAAAAUGCCUCGCAGGAUACUGGGGUCUUGGCAACAGCCUGUAUGGCUGUUCUCCAUGUGACUGUGAUAUUGGUGGAUCCCAGAAUAACUUGUGCUCCCUGAUGGAUGGUCAGUGCAAGUGUCUGCCCAACAUCGUGAGCCGCCAGUGCAACGAGCCAGCUCCAGGAUACUUCUUUCUACCCCUGGAUUAUUAUAUUUAUGAAGCUGAGCAUGCAAAGCCCCUCUCUGGCUCUGCACCCUUGGUUCAGCCAAGCACUCUUCCAAGGUGUGACAUCUACUUCCAGAGGAAAGGCUAUGAGUUCAUGAUUGAAAAUGGAAAGAUUGUGUUAAACAGGAAUAAGAAAAGAACUGUAAGAAAAUCUGGACUGGAACAGGGUGCGAUGCAGUUUGGAGAGGACUCGGAUUUGGUGGUGGUGUUCCGGCAGCCCAGCUCUGGCCGGGCUGUCACAUGGACAGGACACGGCUUUGCCCGCGUUCCCAGUGGAGCUGGGCUGAGAUUUGCCAUCAACAACGUUCCCUUUGCUAUGGACUUCGAUAUCACAGUUCGUUAUGAGCCUGAGUUGUUGGAAGACUGGCUUGCAAGUGUUGCCAUCCAGCCUGCUGGUAUCUUGUCAGGUCAACACUGCAAAAACAAGGUCUUUUCACAGGAGCCACAUGAGUUACCUCUCCCAGCUACGAAGAGGAUGGCAAUUCUGCAAACUCCAGUCUGCCUGGAGCCGGAAAGAGAAUAUUUUGUGGAUGUGUAUUUUUCUCAUCUCUCUGCUUCUGACAAAAAGGCAGAAUCAUUCAUCUUGAUUGACUCACUUGGACUUAUUCCCAGAAUCAGCUCUGUGGACAAUUUAUGCAGCGAGAAGGAUUUAGAUGAGUACCAGAAGUAUCACUGUAUUGAAAUUGCAUCUGAAGUUGGGCCUCACGUGCUGCCCGAAGCAUGCACACGGCUCAUAGUGAGCUUGUCAGCCCGAAUUCACAACGGCGCUGUCGCAUGUAAGUGCAAUCCACAAGGGUCGCUGAAUGCCAACUGUAGUAAACUGGGGGGCCAGUGUCAGUGCAAAGCCAACGUUGUGGGACGCUGCUGUGACACCUGCUCUGCAGGCAGCUAUGGCUUCGGCUUCCAUGGCUGCUACGCAUGCGAGUGCCACCCGCAAGGCUCGCUGAGCACACUGUGUGACCAGGUGACGGGGCAGUGCUCCUGCCGCCGGGAGGUGGACGGCCAGCGCUGCAGCCGCUGCCUGCCUGGGUACUUUGGAUUUCCCCACUGCCGUCCUUGCCCUUGUAAUGGCCACGCGGAGCUGUGCGACCCUCUGACCGGAGAGUGCCUCAACUGCCGCGGGUUUACCGCUGGAAGCCACUGUGAAAGGUGCAUGGAUGGCUAUUAUGGAAAUCCUCUGGAUGGAAAACCUUGCCAUCCAUGCAUGUGCCCAGGGGCACCUACAAGCAAUAGGUAUUUUGCACGUUCCUGUUACCAGGACUCCCAGUCUGCACAGCUUGUCUGUAAUUGUCUCGAGGGAUAUUCAGGCAAUCAGUGUGACGAGUGUCCUAGUGGGUUCUAUAAAAAUUCCAGCAGCCCUGGGCUUGACUGUGCACCAUGUCCCUGCAAUAACAACAUUGAUUUGACAGACCCAGAGUCCUGUAACAGGGUCACCGGGGAAUGCACCAAGUGUUUACACAACACCCAUGGAGCAAACUGCCAGUUCUGCAAGCCAGGUUAUUUUGGCUCAGCCCUCAAUCAAAGCUGUCAAAGCUGCACAUGCAAUAUGGCAGGUGUUCGCCCUGCCAUGUGCCCGGGAGGGGAUGCAGCCUGCCUGUGUGACCCAGCCACAGGAGCUUGUCCUUGCCUGCCCAAUGUGCUGGGUGCCACAUGUGACCAGUGUGUCUCUGGCUACUGGGACCUGGCUAGCGGAAAAGGAUGUCAGACCUGUGACUGUGAUCCAAAAAACUCCCAAAGCAACAAGUGCAACCAGCUUACAGGCCAGUGUCCAUGUAAGCCAGGUUACAGUGGAAGAUGCUGUAAUGAAUGUGAGGAAAACUACUUUGGCAAUCCCCAGAUGUACUGUGUUUCAUGUGAGUGUAACCUGGAGGGGACCCGCCAGCCCACAUGUGACAAAGCCACUGGCAUGUGUAACUGCCGUGCUGGUGUCACCGGCCGGCUCUGCGACCAGUGCGGCCGCGGCUUUGAGAAGGACUUUCCCUCCUGCCGUCAGUGUCAUCUCUGUUUUGAUCAGUGGGACACUGAAAUUGCUGCUCUUGCUCAGACUGUGCAGGGGUUAAUGAGGUUUGCAGCAAAGCUGGAAGAUAAAGGAGGACGAAUGCCCAGCUGUGAUAUGCGCUUCAAAGCCUUUGAAGAUGCCAUUUCUGAAACUGAACGCAUUUUGAGACAUCCUGUCCUUUCACUGGAGGCCCUUUCAGGCAUCAGGGAUUUUCAGAGCUACCUUCAACAAAAAGUUGCACAGAUGGAUCCCCUUCACAGUUUUCCCUUUGAGUUUCCUGACCUUAACAAGGGCAUAGAAGAUAUUGGAGAAGAAGCUGAUCUAGUUUUUGGACUUCUACAACAGAAAAUACAUCUGCAUCAAAGUUUUCAGUACUUGAACUUAAAAGAGGCCAUCAGCAACAUUAGGAAACACUCUGAAGUAUCAUUGCUGGCAGAACAGAAGACCAGGGGGACAACCCCUGUUGUAAGACACUCAGAGAAGACCAGGAACAAUGCACUCGCUAUGUUGGACCAUCAGGUCUUAAAUGCAAGCAGUGUGCUGCAACAGCUCAAAAUUAUCAAAAGCCCUGCCAUCCAAAACUUGAAUGAAAAGAUCUGUGGUGUUCCAGGAGACCAGCCAUGUGCCACAGCAGCCUGUGGGGGAGCUUUGUGCCAGGACAGUCAUGGACUAAGGCAGUGUGGAGGCCCAGACUGCACUGGAGCUCUUCCUCUCUCCUCUGAGGCCUUCAGGAAAGCUGAGGAGACUGCUGUGUUGCUAAAUAACUUGACUACUCAGCUACAGGAACCUGAGAAUCAGGUUGAAAGCAUUAGAAAAAUGGCAGAAGACAGCAAACUGAAAGGCUCACGAUUUAAUGGGCAGCUGGAGAUGGCUAUGAGUCAAAUUGAAGCUGAUGGAGAGAUCACUAAGGGGUUCAUCCGAAAAGUGAAAGACUUCUUGUUAGAUGAGAGUGCACCUCCAGAAGACAUUGAGAAGGUGGCAAAUUAUGUUCUACAAAUAAACCUUCCCCUGACUCCUCAAGAGCUCACACGCAUGCUUGACAAACUCCAAAGCAUUAUGAACCACUGUGAGAAGUACAAACUGAAUAAUAAGAGAAACAUAAAAAGGGAGGAUGCUCAGACACUGCUGGUGGAGGCACAAGAAGCUGACAAAGCAGCUAAAGCUCUUCUGCCAGUGGAAGAAAUUAAUAAUAAAUUAAAAAAUGUUGUGAAGUCUCAAGGGCACUCCAAAAACACCAUCAUGAAAUUAAAUGAAGAGAUACGAGUCAUCAGAACACAAAUCUCUCAGGCUGAGAACCAAGUGAACCAGACAAAUGAUAAACUAAAGGACUUGUCAGCCAAACAGACUGAGAUGGAAGAUGAAAGUGCCACAUGGCAGGCAAAAAUUCUGAUGAACAAGAAUCAAGCUAAAAAGGCAAGAGCAGAGGCAGAAGCAGCUCACAAGCGAGCCCAGAAUAUUGAUAAUGAAUUUACUGAUGUUAAAAGAAAGUACACCAUUCUUCAAGAAAAGCUAAAAACCCAAGGACCUCCAAAAGUAACACUAGAAAAGGUGAAACAGUUGAAAGAAGAAGCAGAAAAAUUGGCUGAAGAGACUGAAAAAAAGAUAAAAAGAAUAACAGAUUUGGAGAAGAAGCUUCGGGAACUGAAUCAAACCAAACAAGAUAAGGCGGAGCAACUGAGAAAACUAGAGGAACAAGUGAUAGCCAUUAAAAAUGAAAUUGUGGAGCAGGAAAGCAAGUAUGCAACAUGCAAGAGUUAGGGUCUGAACAGACCAUCAGGUAAAAAUGAAGCUGAAAUCACCAUGAUUACCACAUCCUGAGCAUCCAUUACCACUGUCCUCUGGAAAUACAUCUGGAGUGGCCUUGUGAAUAAUGUAAUUUUUAUCUUUUUUUCUUUUUCUUCUUUUGUCCUUUUGAGUUUAUAUGGAAAUAGGAAAUACCUUGUAAUAAACCAUCUGAUUUAGUAAUCAGAUGUAGUCUUUGAGGGAGCUCUACAAUAUA
Molecule: messenger RNA, 11978 nt
Organism: Parus major (Great Tit)
Lineage: Eukaryota; Metazoa; Chordata; Aves; Passeriformes; Paridae
Gene: LAMB4
Product: laminin subunit beta 4
Exons: 34
Coding region: 6314-11737 (1807 amino acids)
Source: RefSeq, a predicted model, not a curated record